This is a messenger RNA of Daktulosphaira vitifoliae (grape phylloxera), 1376 nucleotides long. RefSeq lists its product as uncharacterized. The coding region runs from base 138 to 1229 and encodes 363 amino acids. The transcript is spliced from 5 exons. The record is from RefSeq and is a predicted model, not a curated record. Lineage: Eukaryota; Metazoa; Arthropoda; Insecta; Hemiptera; Phylloxeridae.
UUUUUUACUAGAGCAGCAUUAUAUAAUUCGAUUAUUCAACAUAUUUUUUUAUAAUUUUAGCAAAUGAGGUAAAAUAUUACUUUAUAGAUACGUAUAUAUAAAUAUAAGUGUUUUUUUUUUUUGUGGUAUGAUUAUAAAUGUCUUCUAUUAAAUUACUUGAAAUUUGUGUUUUAUUAUUCUAUGCAGUUCUGUUUAUGGAAGCACAAAAUAAUAAUAUGAAUUGUACGGAUAGAAAAGCAACAAUCAUUAAUAGCAUUUGCCAAUACAGUGGAUGGCAACAAUUAACGUACAUAAAGGGUGUGCAAUAUCGUAAUACAUAUUAUACGUUAGAAAAUCAUAUUAAUAAAAUUGUCAAACAAUCUAAGAUCAAUCAAAAAGUACGUGCUGCUGUUUUAAUACUUGGCUGUGCAUACAUUAAUGAUUUAAAAAAUAUAUUUGUUUUGGUCAAUCAUUAUUGUAGCAUAUGUCAAGAGACUUUCGAUGAAAAGUAUAAUACCCAUGAAUGUACCACAGAAAUAUUGAACAUAAUUAAGAAAAUAACUUUAUUGGCAACAGUUAUGAAAGAAUCGUUGAUUGCAUUGGAUGCGUUAUACGGUAUGCCAUCAAAUGAGACAACAUAUGACUAUAUGUUAUAUUAUUAUUUGUCACAUUUACAAAAAGUUGAAAACAAUAUUGUUCAUAACCCUCCAUCGCAAACUGAACUAUCGAAUGAUUUAAUAAUCUUAUCAAAAAUGAAAUGUGUUUUUAAUGAAGAGAAUAGAAAAAUUGAAAUUGAAAUAUUUAAUGCAUCUAAAGAAUGUAGAUUUAAACAAAAUAAAUCUGAUUCAAUGCUGCAAAAAUUUAAGAGAUUCACUGACCAUAAUCCACAAAAUGAAAAAAAAAUCCAAUAUUUGAAUAAAAAUAUCAACGAUGAAAUUAAAAAGAUUGUUAUAGAAAAAUUUUACGAUUUAGGCUUCUAUUUUAAUAUAGACACUCAGAUGAUUGAUGUACAAGUACCAGAUGAAAUUAUUAAUAAUAAAAAAAUGGAAAAAAGAAAAUCAAAUUUGCCACAUUUUAUCGAGAUAGAAAAAAAAAAAAAAACUGCAACCGGAAUCGCAGAAAUAGUGGACUUUCUUAUACAAGCAUUAACAUCAAACGAAAAUAAUGAUAAUCAAACAUUAAUUGACCAAAAUUCAUUUAACAUUGACAUCGAAGAAAAAUUGCAUAAUGAAGAUGAAGAAAACCGAUAAAAAAUAUAUUUUCAAGACAUGCGCAAUUAUUUACAAACAUCAAUUAAUUUUCAAGAAUUGAAAAUAAAGAUAUUUGUACAAAAGCUAAAACAAUAGAAUAAUAACAUUAUAUAUUAUAAUAGUUUUAUAAAAAUAUAGUUGUAUUGA